Stereum hirsutum FP-91666 SS1 is the source of this 1656-nucleotide messenger RNA. RefSeq names its product actin-like ATPase domain-containing protein. The record is from RefSeq and is a predicted model, not a curated record. Gene Ontology annotation, molecular function: D-xylulokinase activity. The transcript is spliced from 5 exons. Lineage: Eukaryota; Fungi; Basidiomycota; Agaricomycetes; Russulales; Stereaceae. Gene Ontology annotation, biological process: D-xylose metabolic process; xylulose metabolic process. Gene Ontology annotation, cellular component: cytosol. The coding region runs from base 1 to 1656 and encodes 551 amino acids.
AUGGAUGACUAUCCUCUUUUUCUCGGUCUUGAUCUCUCCACCCAACAGCUCAAGGCUAUUAUCAUCUCAGAAGAUUCUACUGUUGUCCAUGAGACUUCAGUCGGGUUCGAUAACGACCUCCCACAUUAUGGGACCACGAAAGGCGCCAUUCGUGGGCCUGACGGAGAGGUCACUUCUCCGGUUGCGAUGUGGCUAGAGGCCAUGGACCUUCUCUUACAGCGCAUGAAGGAUGCUGGUGUCAAUUUCGAUAAUAUUAUGGGCGUUUCAGGAGCUGGUCAGCAACAUGGAUCCGUAUAUUGGUCCGAAGAAGCGGAUUCGGCCCUGUCCAGUUUGGAUCCUAGCAAAAAUCUCGCAACGCAACUGGCUCCAAAAGCUUUCUCUCUUCCUAACGCACCUAUUUGGCAAGACUCCUCGACGACACGCGAAUGCCGUGAGUUGGAACAGGCUGUUGGCGGGGCUCAGACAUUGGCAGACAUAACCGGUAGUCGGGCAUAUGAACGGUUUACUGGCACUCAAAUCAAGCGGAUACGUCGGUUGAAGCCGGAAACAUACAAGGCGACAUCACGCAUCUCUCUGGUGUCCUCAUGGCUGCCCUCUCUCUUCUUGGGUGCCAUUGCGCCUAUAGAAGUUUCGGAUGCAAGUGGUAUGAAUAUGAUGGAUGUUCUCACAUGCAAGUGGAACGACGAGCUCCUGGAAGUUUGCGGCGGUCCCGAGUUGCGUGCCAAGAUCGGUCCAGAGCCUGUUCCCGGAGGAACUGUCCUGGGUAAGGUCUGCAACUGGUGGGUCGAACGUUGGGGAUUCAACCCAGAUUGUUGUGUCGCACCGUUCACUGGAGACAAUCCUGCUACCAUGGUUGCGUUAUCCACUCCGGGAGAUGCAAUCCUUUCGUUGGGCACCUCGACAACGUUAUUACUCGCAAUUCCGCCCGCCGAUUUACCACCGACCCGAUUCACAACAUCCCAUCUCCUCUCCCAUCCCACCCAUAUUGAUGCUCACAUCGCUAUGUUGUGUUACAAGAACGGUGCCCUGGCUCGUGAAGAAGUUCGAGACAAAUACGCCAACCAUGACUGGAACAGGUACAACGAGCUCGUGGAAGCUACACCUCCCGGCAACAAUUCACACUGGGGUUUCUACUUCCCACUGCCCGAAAUCAUCCCCCCGAACGUCAAGGGCGACUUUUUCUUCACAUCUCAGUCUAAAGACGGCAGCGUCGUUCCGACACCCGUCGACUCUAUCCCUGCCGAUGCUCACCCUCGUGCCGUUCUCGAGUCCCAACUGCUCUCCAUCAAGUCACGUAUCGCUGCGAUCCUCCCAGCUGACGCUCCACCCCUCCGCCGUGUCGUUCUCACCGGCGGCUCUUCCGCCAAUCAAACCAUCCGACAGUUCGCUGCGGAUCUAUUUGGCAUGCCAGCAUAUGUCUCUGAAGGGACGAAAGAGGCCGCUGGGUGUGGUGGUGCGAUACUGGCGAAAUUCGCGUGGUGGAGGGCUGAGAAUGGUGGGAGGGGAACGUUUGAGGAGAUGAGGGCGGCUGACGUGGAGAGCAUGAAAAGGGUCGCGGAUCCCAAGCCGAGUGUGACGAAGGUAUACGAAGGGUUGGUGGAGGCGUACAGGCAAUGUGAAGAGAUGGUAGUGAAUGCUUGUGCGGUCGAUGCCUAA